Messenger RNA from Caenorhabditis sp. 36 PRJEB53466, 1740 nucleotides. The record is from the annotation of a GenBank genome assembly. Lineage: Eukaryota; Metazoa; Nematoda; Chromadorea; Rhabditida; Rhabditidae.
AUGGUCAACUAUAAUCGGCAUCGAAGGCAAGCGAUUCAAAAGAAAAACACGUUCCCAGUAUCGAAAUGAUCGCUUUCAGGCCGUCCACAUCUCCGAAUAAACCGCUUACAAUCAAACUGAAACUCCGUCUAAGUCAGAUAAUUGACGUGGUAAGCCUUUGGAUUCUCAAAAUCCGAAAAUCCAUUUUGGCGGAUUUCAGCACGAGAUUGACCAGAUUAUGACGUGUUCGGUUUGGUUGAAACAGACGUGGAUCGACAGAAAGCUCUCGUGGGAUCCGGUGAACUACGGGGGAGUGAACGUGCUUUACGUCCCGUACGAAAUGAUUUGGGUUCCGGAUAUUGUGCUUUACAAUAAGUGAGUGCCUCCAAACUGAGCCGAGAACGGAUGGGCGGGGUUUCAGUGCGGACAGCAACUACAAUAUCACAAUUUCCACGAAAGCGACGCUUCAUUUCACGGGAGAAGUGACGUGGGAACCGCCUGCGAUCUUCAAGAGCAUGUGCCAGAUUGAUGUCAGAUGGUUCCCGUUCGACGAGCAACAGUGCCAUUUGAAGGCGAGAAUACUCAAUUUGAACUGGUUUUUUUAAAAGAUAUUAUUAUCCUUUCAGUUCGGUUCGUGGACAUUCUCUGAGAACCUUCUCUCCGUUGAACUGAACGAGCCGAAUCUACGGUUUGAGGAGGAGAUCGACGAGAAGGGAAUUGUGGAUAACGUGACGGUGGCCGACGACGGAAUCGAUCUUUCCGACUAUUAUCCGUCCGUCGAAUGGGACAUUAUGUCCCGCGUGGCCAAGAGAAGGGCCAAGAACUAUCCGAGUUGCUGUCCACAGAGUGCCUACAUCGACGUCACCGUGAGUCCCCUUCUUUUUCCUUCCAGACCCAACCGCCCACGCAUUUCCUUUCAGUACUACCUCCAACUCCGUCGCAAGCCGCUCUUCUACACCGUCAACCUCGUGUUCCCGUGCGUCGGAAUCUCGUUCCUCACCAUUCUCGUGUUCUACCUGCCUUCCGACUCCGGAGAGAAGGUCACUCUGUGCAUUUCGAUCCUCGUCGCCCUCACCAUCUUCUUCCUUCUGCUCACCGAAAUCAUUCCGGCCACAUCGAUCACUCUGCCCCUCAUCGGAAAAUAUCUUCUGUUCACGAUGGUCAUGGUCACCCUGUCCGUCGUCGUCACCGUCGUCUGUGAGUUUCCCGCCUCCCCUCCCUCCCCGUACUCGAUCCUUUUCAGCUCUAAACUUGCACUUCCGCACGCCGACCACUCAUUUAAUGCCCAAUUGGGUCAAGAAAGUCUUCUUGAAAUGGCUUCCGAAACUGCUUUUUAUGCGUCGACCGAUUGACGACUACGCAGAAAAGUUCGACGAGAAAAAGAAGAACAAAGACGGGAAGAUCGCAUUGAAUGUGCACGCGCACAGGGUGUCCAAGGACGUCGGACACAAACUGAAGAACGCGACGAUCGACGACACGAUCCAGAAGUUGUACUACUCGCCGCAAGUGGUCAAAGCCUUCGAGAACAUCUGUUUCAUUGCGGAGCUUCUCAAGAAGAAGGACAGAGACGACAAGAUCGACGAGGACUGGAAGUACGUGGCGAUGGUGCUCGACCGUCUCUUCCUACUCAUCUUCUCCAUCGCCUGCUUCGUGGGCACCGUUAUAAUUCUGCUCCGUGCUCCGACACUGUACGACGAUCGCAGCCCGAUUGAUCUUCAGUAUCGUCCUGCCAACCUCUCCGCCAAUCCUAUUGCAGUCUGA